AUGAAAAUUUUACCCAUAAAAAUGGCGAAUUUAAAAGACUAUGAAAUUCAAAAUAAUGACAAAAAUAACAUUACUUAUACUAAUAAGAAAUCAAAAUUAAUUAGAACAGAAAAUUCGAUUGAUGAUAAUAAGCUUAAAAUAAUAACAAACAAGAAAGUUGAUAAAGACUCGAUAGAUGUUAUACUUGAUAACAAAUCAAUAGAAAAUUUUGAAGAAAGUGAAGAAAAAAGCUCUUGGGGAAUUGUAAGAAGUGAUGGUACAUUUAGGACUGAUUCUUUGCCACAAACCUCGGAAACAGUGUUUAAUCCAGUCAGAUCAAAACCACGAGCUCAAAUUCCGUUUACAAAGGAAGAGCAAACUUAUUUAAUAGGAAAAGUAGAAGAAUAUGGAGAUUGUUGGAAGUUUAUUUUAAAUUUUGGAUUAAAAGAAAAAGUCUUUCAUCCAGAAAGAAGAACAAUUGAUUUGAAACAUAAAAUUGAAUUAAUCCGAAAGAAUGCUUCUUAUCAUAGGGCAGUUCUUAAAACAUGGGAUUUGAUAUCAAUAAAUGGAGAGCAAAUUUUUGAUAAUGAAAAUAAAAGGUACAACACAUUAAAAAAGUUUCCUGCAAUUGCUGUUAAAAGAUUUGUAACAUUAACAGUAUUAGAUCAUUUAAAUAGAUAUAUAAUGACAGUGGCAGAUAAAUGUAAUUUAUCUGUAACUCAUAGUUAUAGAGUGGAUGUUAUUGAAGCUAAAAAAGGCAAAAAAUAUGUAAUAAGAAAAGUUAAAAAUGGAUAA
Hepatospora eriocheir is the source of this 774-nucleotide messenger RNA. The record is from the annotation of a GenBank genome assembly. NCBI's taxonomy places the organism in Eukaryota, Fungi, Microsporidia, Hepatosporidae.